AUGGUCGCAUCCGACUGCUCCAGAUGGGUCGUUGUCAUCUUCUGUUGUUCAUCACUCACAAAUGGACAUUUGGAGAGAGAUCCCUCGCCUCACAUUCUGCCCUCUGACAAUCCUCUCAUUCUUCUUAAGGAUGGAUUUUUAGACCUUGUAUGCAGAGGUCAUGGCCUGCUGCACUGGACACUUGCUAGUCCCGGUCGAUCGAUCUCAUCAGAGGGGGUUCGGGUGGAGCAGUGUGAUCAUCACUCUCACUCACACUGCAGCAGACUGACCGUCACAAGCUUGAGGGUCAAUGACACAGGAAGGUACAGCUGUAAAUACACCAAAAAUGGUUUGGACCACAUCACCUCCACCUACAUCUAUGUCAAAGAUCCAGAGCAACCAUUUGUGGAGCCCGAUCAUCAGAAACCUCACAUCUUGAGCAGCUACAGGCAUGAGACCACCCUGAUAGUCCCCUGCAGGACGUCCUCUCCUGAUACUGUUGUAACACUCACAGGGCUCAUACCUUUAUCAGAGAAGGUUGUCAAUGAAAUGGUAUGGGAUCCGAAGGUUGGAUUCAAGAUUCCCUACGAUCCCGCCACGGAGUUGAGUAUGCUCUUCUGUAAAGCCAAGGUCAACGGUCAUGAGUUCCAGUCAUCGUACUUCCCCAUGAGACUAUCUACCAUUCUUAAUAAAGUGAAGAUCACCCCAGACCGUGUCAGAGUGUUGGUUGGAGACACCCUCAUGCUCAACUGUACUGGCGAGACCAGCUUUAAUGGAAGAAUCAACUUCACGUGGGAUUUUCCAAAGAAGAGAGAAAAACGACAUUAUACGAGCAAGACUGAAGUCCGCCCUGCUAUGGUUCUUGUGAUGAGCAAGGCUUUAUUCUUGCCAAACAUCACCAUGGAGGAUAAGGGAGUGUACCGCUGCAAAGCUGAGCUUGAUCCCACAAAACAAAAGAAUGUAUCCGCAAAAGUUAUCGUCUUUGAGCAUCCAUUCCUCAAUAUCUCCUACAGACAUGAGCGGCCUAGUACGGUGACUGUCAAAGAAAGUAAAAGGAAGUUUGUGUUUGAGCCCAAGGUCAACGCUCUGCCACCACCAGACACGUUAGCAUGGUAUAAGGAUGGGCUCCCUAUCAACAAGAAUUCCACCUGUUACAAGAUUUCUGGUUUCCAGUUGACCAUCACUGAUGUGCAGCAGAAGCAUGCUGGGGUCUUCACCAUAAGUCUGGGCAACCAAGUGAAGGGCUUGUACAGGAAUCUGAGCUACACACUGAUAGUCGAUGUGAAGCCGACUAUUUCAGAGGCAGAGCAUGCCACUGUGGACGUGCAGCCCUACAUGUUUGGCGAACAGCAUCAGCUAACCUGCACUGCUUACGGGGUGCCCUUGCCAAACAUCAGUUGGCUUUGGCAACCGUGUCGCUCAAGUCCUGCACUUAUAAAUUGCAUUGCUGACACCAAGCCAAUCCUUGUCAGCAUUGACGACAAGGGAAAUUACUCCCACAACUGGAUUAAGAGCAUAAACGUCAAGCCUCAACUAGUUAAAGGAAAAAACAAGACUGCGAGCACCCUGGUGAUCGGAAAGGCUAGCAUUUCUGGAAAGUACUCCUGCGUGGCCAAGAAUGAAGAUGGCAACAGCACAAUGACGAUCCCCUUCUACGUUCAUGAUCACCCUGAGGAAAUUACCAUCGAACCUCGGGCAGCCAUCGAGGGGGAUGACGUCACUCUGACCUGUCGGGCAGCUCGCUACCUCUACACAGACCUACAUUGGUUGGAUUCCAGAAAUCAAACACUCACUUCCAACGUGUCCAGUAUCCAGUUCAACCACUACUUCAUUUCUCUUUCUCUACGUCUGCAUAAUGUGUCCCAAAUCAGCACUACAGGUUUCAAGUGCCAAGCACACAGGCUCCACAAGAGAGUUGAACUCAAGGCCGCUGCACUUAUUGUGGAUGUGAGAAAACGCCCCUGGCUCAGUCAAAAUCUGACUAAUCAAGACGUGAACAGUAGCAGCACCCUGAUGCUGGCUUGCUUUGCUCUGGGAGUUCCUCGUCCUUACAUCAUGUGGUACAAAAAUGACGUUCCGGUAGACGAAGGCCCAGGUAUCACUCUGGGAGAGGACGGGGUUCUGACCAUCGAGAGGGUGAAGAAAGACGACGAGGGUCUCUACGAGUGUGUAGCCCGCAAUGUUGAGGGUUUCGCGAAAACAAGUGCUGUUGUCACUGUGGUCGGGGAUGAAGGGAAGCCAAACGUUGAGGUAAUCAUUCUGGUGUGUACGGGAGCUGCAGCCACGUUCCUCUGGCUCAUGCUUAUCCUCUUCAUCCGCAAGCUAAGGAAGCAACCACAGUAUAAGAUGGGUCCGUCGAUCAUCAUUGACCCUGACGAGUGUCCCCUCGAGGAGCAGAAUGAUUUUCUUCAGUAUGACAGCAGCAAAUGGGAGUUUCCCCGUGACCGCCUGCGACUAGGCAAAACUCUUGGCCACGGAGCAUUUGGAAAAGUGGUGGAGGCUUCUGCCUUUGGGAUCGACAAGCUCUCAACCUGCAAGACUGUUGCUGUCAAAAUGUUGAAAGGAGGCGCUACGUCAAAUGAGCGGAAAGCUCUGAUGUCCGAGUUAAAGAUCCUGAUCCACAUCGGCCAUCACCUGAACGUGGUCAACCUGCUGGGAGCCUGCACCAAACCUGGAGGCCCAUUGAUGAUGAUAGUGGAGUUCUGCAAAUAUGGCAACUUGUCCAACUAUUUGAGAAGCAAGAGAGAUGACUUUCUCGUGUACAAGAGGCAAGACGGUAAGGUGGUGUCAUCAGGAUCGGGCUGCGAGCUGAGUGAGAUGAUGAAGCGCCGCCUGGAGAGCGUAGCCAGCACCGGAAGCUCGGCCAGCUCUGGCUUCAUCGAAGAUAAGAGCUACUGCGACUCAGAGGAAGAGGAAGAAGAAUCUGAGGAUUUAUAUAAGAGAGUCCUGACGUUGGAAGAUUUAAUUUGCUACAGUUUCCAAGUUGCAAAAGGCAUGGAGUUCUUGGCUUCACGCAAGUGCAUCCAUCGUGAUUUGGCUGCACGAAACAUCCUGCUGUCUGAGAAUAAUGUUGUGAAAAUUUGUGAUUUCGGACUUGCGAGAGACAUCUACAAAGACCCGGAUUAUGUGCGGAAAGGAGAUGCCAGGCUGCCACUCAAGUGGAUGGCUCCCGAGGCCAUUUUUGACAAGAUCUACACGACUCAGAGCGACGUUUGGUCCUUUGGUGUUCUCAUGUGGGAGAUCUUCUCUCUGGGCGCCUCCCCGUACCCUGGUGUCCAAAUUGACGAAGAAUUUUGCUGCAGGCUGAAAGAGGGGACCAGGAUGAGAGCGCCUGAAUACUCUUCUUCUGAAAUAUAUCAGACCAUGUUGGACUGCUGGCAGGGGGAGCCACUGGAGAGACCGACCUUCACUGAGCUGGUGGAACAGCUGGGAGAUCUGCUUCAGGCCAGCGUGCAACAGGAGGGGAAGCACUACAUACCUAUCAACACAGCCCUGCUGGGGAAGAUGGGAGAUCCGUCCGCCACAGUGCCGUCAGAGAAGACGUCCACACGACCCAUCUCCCACCGCGACUCAGGGAGCACCUGGAACAUCAAGAUCCGUCCUGCUAGUGUGAAAACCUUCGAUGAGGUUACCAUGGAGGACGGGACAAAUGAAAACCACGAGGGCGGUCAGUCAGACAGCGGGAUGGGCCUGUCGUCUGACAACAUGGAGACUCUGAAGCGCCUCGAAUCAUUGGCAGGUCGACCUCUCAGCAUCAUGGCUCUGGCGAUGAAAGCAGUGAGUAAGAGUAAAGAGUCGGUGCUGACUGACACAGAGAAGGAGAAGUUCCCGAACACAGUCCCGUCUCUGGACUUCAGUUUGGACGACUCGGCCCUGGACGUCGGUCUGGAGUGUCACAGCCCGCCGCCUGACUACAACUACGUGGUGCGCUACUCCACCCCGCCUGUGUAACCUCCUGCUCCGGCCCUGGAGAAUCUGACUGGCAGCCUCGAGGCCUUCGCUUUGUUCUCCUCUGUUUUGACUCUUAUCUCUGGACUGUAGCAAAGUUUGAGAGGAAAACACACGAGAUUCCCUCUUAAAGUGUUUUGAAAGGUCGCUCUGAAAUUAAACAUCAACCUACUCGACUGUAACUUCCAACUUCUAGGGCGCCUGCUGAGCAACAAAAGGAAACCUGUAGACUGUUGGUUCCAUUCCAGUUUUCAGACACAGGCUGACGUUAAUGCUGCUGGUCCGUUCCACAUUCACUGUGAUAUGUCAAACAGCUGGAAACAGCCUCAGGUAUUUCUUUCAUCUACUGUGAAACCGAACUACAAUGAUUCCCACUUUACCGCCGAUCUGAUUAAACUACAACCUUUGAUGAUUAGGAAUAACAUCCAGAAAAGAAAACGAGAGAGGAUAGCUGAGGCUUUUCAAUUUUAUAUUAAGACUUUUUUAUAUAUCUGUUUUAAUUGUAUUCAAAAAGUGAUAACUGGAUUUGUUUUAUGUGAAAAAAGUUAAAGAGAAAAUAUUUUUGUAAUGUGGCUACAUCCGCUGAUAUGAAGGUUGGCUCAUGGUCAGAUUUGCUAAAAGCAAAAAUCAGUUAGACAACAAUGUAACAUUGAUUUUUAAUUAUGAAGAAGUCUCAUAUUUGAAGUGUCAUUGAACCUUUAAUUCCACUACAAAAUCAGCUCAACUAACUCAGGUUGACCCAGUGGGACUCUGUCAUGUUUUUAAGCUCUUGUUAUGGAAACUCACAAGUUAGUGGAGGUUAAGGGAGGAAACAGGGUAGAGCUGAGAGUGAGACCAGACGGCUUCAGAUUUAACAUUACAGCUCGACCAUGAACGCAUUUAAAUGAGGAGUUACUGUAAAUGCAGAUUCCUCAUCCUGCCGCCAAAGCUGUGUUAUUUUUGUUCGGUCAAACUAAAAAGAAACGGAAAAGAUUUGUUUAUUUUCUUGUGUACAUAUUGAGUUAGAAACACGGAAUUAGACUUCAUAAGAACAGUUUAUUCAAAAAGAGCUAGUAAAAUGUAUUUAUUUAGAUUGUGAACACUGUCAUAUGGUAAUCCAGUUCUGUUUGUUCAUUUAGAUUCAUAAUUCAAAAGUUAACCAAAGGAUUUUCCAGCUCAGUCUUCCUCAUAUUAACAUCCCAACACUUCACUCCAGAUGUAUAUUCUGUUUGUGCUGCUGUAUUCACUUAUAGUAAAGCUGAGGGAAACGUGUGUGGAUUUUAUCCGUCCAUUGUCUUUGUGCUAUGUGUUAGUAAAGCUUGCAGGGCAGGCUACACAAACUCUACAUGUGUGUGAAGUGAGCACCAGUCUGCUCGGGUUCACUGUCAUAUUAUUUGUUAUCAUGUAAAAUCGAGCAUUUAGUUUGUAAUACCCGAUGUAUGGAACGUACUGUGGACCAAACUUAGCGUACACACCCUGUAGAACUAGCUUGUGCUUGUUGACCACUAAAGAGAAAUGUAUUUGUCAGUGAGUAAACUGCAGUAUAAAGUGGAUAUUUUGAAGCCCUGUGUAUUUCCAAAUUAUAUAUUGUUUGUGACCAAUUUGUAUUGUUUGUGGAGAGGAAGUGAUUAUGCACUGAUACUUUAUAUCAAGUAUAAUUUUUGUAUUCUAAAGAUAUAUUAUUAUGAGACAGUGUUGAGGGUCAUAUGUUACAAAGAUUUCUGAUGUAUUUUGUUUUUAUUUAACUCUUAACUCUAGUAGGAAAUUAACGUUUGGAGUAUUUGUUAUAUUAUGUUCACUUCUGUCCUAAAAUUUCUAGUUUGAUUCUAUUAUUUUAGUUUCUGCUUUCACAAUAACAUUCAAUGGAUUUUAUUGCAUUUCUUCACACAGAACAAUGAGUAAUAAGACCUCCUAGCUUUUUCUGUUUUUGUUCAUGUAGUCUAACAAGUUAGUUUUUUAUAAAAGUAAUGUUUCCCAACACUGUUAACUGAGCAUAUGAAUAAAUGAAUAAAGAUCUAUAUAUUUAUACAUUG
Molecule: messenger RNA, 5939 nt
Organism: Cottoperca gobio
Lineage: Eukaryota; Metazoa; Chordata; Actinopteri; Perciformes; Bovichtidae
Gene: kdrl
Product: kinase insert domain receptor like
Exons: 30
Coding region: 1-3930 (1309 amino acids)
Biological process (GO): cell surface receptor protein tyrosine kinase signaling pathway; positive regulation of cell migration; protein phosphorylation
Cellular component (GO): plasma membrane; signaling receptor complex
Molecular function (GO): ATP binding; vascular endothelial growth factor receptor activity; growth factor binding
Source: RefSeq, a predicted model, not a curated record